Messenger RNA from Paramecium sonneborni, 1170 nucleotides. The record is from the annotation of a GenBank genome assembly. NCBI's taxonomy places the organism in Eukaryota, Ciliophora, Oligohymenophorea, Peniculida, Parameciidae.
AUGUUUAGCAACUAAGAACAGAGUGAUGAUGACAUAUAAUGUGAAAAUAACGAUGGAAAUGUUGAAAUAAUAAAUUUUGAUUAAUUUGAAGAGGAUGAAUAAGGGAAUAAAAUAGAUGUAGAUAAAAAUAGUUAAUAAAUAUAAUACAAAUUAGAAGAUUAAAUUUUUAUUUAGAAAGAAGAGUAAAAGGAGAUUUAAGAGAUAGUUUAAUUUAAGCAAGAUGAUGAAUAAGAAAUUAUAGAAAAUUUUGGGAGUAUGCAUUGUGAAGAAGAUUUUUAGAGUUUGAAAGAUUAGAGUAUAUAAAAUGUUUAAGAAGAAUAAGUUGAAUAAAUUGAUUAGAUUAAUACAGUAUUAGAAAGAUAAGAAUACUUAAGUUAAAUGAUUUAUCAACCAGAUUAAAUUAUUGAUAUGAAGGAUUUUUUAUAAAAGCCAAUAGAUCAAUGUAAUAAAGUAUAAUGAAUAUUUUUAGAAUAUUUGAUAUAAUUGACAUUGGUGAAGGAUAAAAGUGGUAUAAACAAAUUUCAUCCGAAAUUUCUUUUAUAUUUUAGUGGUAAAUUGAAAAUGUUUUUGUGUUCAGCUAAAAGAUAAGCUUUUAGUUAACAAAUUCAUUAUAUUUUAUCUAUUCUCUAAGAUAAAUUUGAUAGAAAACAUUAAUCUUGUUUAGGAAAGAUAAAGGGAUAAGGAGGAAUAUUUAAAUUAUAUGACACAGGUGAUAAUCCUAAGGAUGCAAAAUUUUUAGAUAAAGUUAGAAAGGAAUUAUGUUUAAUAAAUUUUAAGAAUUCAAAGUAGAUUGGAUAAAUUAGAUAAAGUGUAAUAAUACCAAGAAUUAAAGAUGGUUAAGUUUGUGAAUUUAAACCUUUGAAUGAAACAGAUGGAUUAUUGAAAGCAUUUUAUUCUUUACAGUAUAAAGAUUAAAUUAUUCAUUUUAUGAAUAAGAUACCAAUUUACAAUAAAGAAUUGAAGAAAUAUUAAUUAUAAUUUAAUGAUCGAGUCACAAUGCCAUCAAUAAAAAAUUUUAUAUUACAUGAUAUAAAUUGUCAUGAUAAAAAUAAGUUUGUUUUAUAAUUUGGAAAAUGUGGAAAAAAGACUUAUUAAAUGGAUAUUUGUCAUCCUUUAUCUAUAUUAUAAGGAUUUGCAAUAUGUAUUUCAUAAUUUGAGAAAAAAGAUUGA